UUAGCAGGUCGUCUGUUUGAUUGGAAAGGAGAUGGGCAGCAACCACUAUGGCGAGCUGUACUUGGGAAACGGAAGAUCGGGGUCAUCAAGGAGGGGAAAGAAAAGCAAUACAGACAAGCAAAAGCAGCCCCAGAGAGGUCUUGGGGUGGCUCAGUUGGAAAAGAUCAGAUUAUACAAUCAAAUGAUGGCUGGCUAUCACCCCUCACUUCACCCCCCAUUUCAAAGCAAUCUAAACGAGCAGGAGGAUGCAAGACACAUGGGAUUUCCAUCAUCUCCUCAUGCUUCUUCAAUUGCCACCACGUCUUCACUCUUCGGUUUCCAUCCCAACACCAUGAUGGGAUUAGGAGGCACUGACAGAACAGAUAUUAAAUUUGGUGAUCACUAUUCCGAUGCAACAUCAAGCAGCAAUUACAUGAUGCCGCCCCAUCAUCUUGUUCCACCAGCUGUGACGCUACCGCUUUUGGCACAAACAAUGGAGGACUCGGUGCAAAAGAAGAUGCAACACGAUCGAUGUCAUUCAAUGGGUUCAAUCAGUCAGAACUCUGAUUCAAGUGACUCAAAAGAGCUAGAUUUGGAGCUUAAAUUAUCGCUGUGAGUGAUUCCAAGAGGUUCUGAGGUUGCAUGGUUUUGAAAUCAGUAAGUUAUAAAUCAAUCUGGUGUAUGUUAAACGUUCAGAGUCUGGUAUAUAUUUUGAUGAAGAAUUGUAUAUGUAAGAGAGCUCCCAAAACAUGGAAGGGUGAUUACACUUCCAACUCUUUGAUCACAGAAAGAAUGCUUCUAGUGUCAUUAAUAA
Elaeis guineensis (African oil palm) is the source of this 793-nucleotide messenger RNA. The record is from RefSeq and is a predicted model, not a curated record. Lineage: Eukaryota; Viridiplantae; Streptophyta; Magnoliopsida; Arecales; Arecaceae.